This is a messenger RNA of Astyanax mexicanus (Mexican tetra), 2176 nucleotides long. RefSeq names its product distal-less homeobox 1a (gene dlx1a). The coding region runs from base 471 to 1235 and encodes 254 amino acids. Gene Ontology annotation, biological process: embryo development; cell differentiation; negative regulation of transcription by RNA polymerase II. Lineage: Eukaryota; Metazoa; Chordata; Actinopteri; Characiformes; Acestrorhamphidae. Gene Ontology annotation, molecular function: DNA-binding transcription factor activity, RNA polymerase II-specific; RNA polymerase II cis-regulatory region sequence-specific DNA binding. The transcript has 3 exons. The record is from RefSeq and is a predicted model, not a curated record.
AUUUUAAAAAAUCAGCUGUUUUGCCGAUCUAUAUUUAUUUUUCUAAUUUAAUGAAAUGUGUUUAUGAACGUGCUUUUUGUGGGAUAUUUUAGAAAAAACCUUUCUCAGUGACCCUCCCCCGAAUUUCCUCUUUAGCAUUGCACAAUUGGGUCUCAGGUUUGUCUUAUUUCUUGAGUUGAUCAUAUUCCUCGGACCCUACUCCGGGAUCGCCAAUCCGCGCCGUCCUCGGAGCGAGCGGACCAAUCAGCGACCACCUCCGAUAAAUAUUCAUGAUUCCCCGAUUCAAACCUUUGAGCGAGUUUGUGUGGAUCCACUGCAUCACUCCUAGACUUUUCACAGAGCCAAACUCCAUUUUCUUAUGAAUGGAAAGUGAAAAAAUCAGUUGAGCUUAAAUUGGGAUCCAUCCUUCACUGAGAUCGUAGAAGAAAACAAAAAAAGCAGGAGAGAGGAGAGAGAUUCGCCCCGAAGACAUGACAAUGACUACAAUACCAGAGAGUCUAAACAGCCCCGUCUCAGGGAAGAACGUGUUCAUGGAAUUUGGGCCACCAAGUCAACAAAUGUCGCCUUCCUCCAUGUCUCACGGACAUUACUCAAUGCACUGUUUACACUCAGCCGGCCAUCCUCAGCACGACAGCUCGUACAGCCCUGCUCCGUCCUUCCCAAGAUCGCUCGGUUACCCAUACGUCAACUCAGUCGGAAGCCAUUCGUCCAGCCCGUACCUCACCACUGUUCAGACGUACCAAAACAGCACGGCGUUAACGCAGACUCGGUUAGAGGACUCAGCGCCAGAAGCGGAAAAGAACACGGUGGUGGAGGGAGGAGAGGUUCGCUUCAACGGGAAGGGGAAGAAGAUCCGCAAGCCGAGGACAAUCUACUCCAGCCUCCAGCUGCAGGCGCUCAACCGCAGGUUCCAACAGACCCAGUAUCUGGCGCUGCCGGAGAGAGCGGAGCUGGCCGCAUCGCUGGGACUCACCCAGACCCAGGUGAAGAUCUGGUUUCAAAACAAGCGCUCCAAGUUUAAGAAGCUGAUGAAACAAGGCGGUGGGGCCAUGGACACCAGUGCACUGGCUAACGGUCGCGGACUCUCCGCUGGCUCUCCGUCCGCAGCACCAGUUUGGAGCUCCACAACGCCCGUCAAGACCUCCGUGGGCUCGGCGGGCUCCUACAUCCCCAGCUAUACGUCGUGGUAUCCCACAGCGCACCAGGACUCCAUGCAGCAGCCGCAGCUGAUGUGAACGGUCCGACUGACCCCUUCCUCCUUCUAUCCCUCCUCUCUGUCGUCCAGACACUUGGGACGAGGGUAUGGCUGGCCCAUGCGGGCAGCCCGAAGAGCCCGAAGAGCCCGCAUUCUGCACUCUGAUCCCCCAAAUACAAAAGCAUAUACACACACCUAGCCAGCGACGCCUCAUGUCCACUGCCGAACUGCCGCACGAGUGGGUCACACCGAGCUGCUGCUGCUCUUUUUUCUCUCUCUUUUUUACCAGACAUUUUACUGUGUACAGAAAAAAAGAACUUAUAUAAAGCUGUAACAAGUUUAAAAUAUUGUUUAUUACCCCUUCAAGUUUAUCACCUUGCCUGGAGAAAACUGAAAUUUAUUCAAAGAAGGCAAAACAGUGAUCUAAUUUUUUUUAAACGUCCUAACUGGCGCGUUUUCUACAAAGCAGGGGUGAAAAAGUGUGUGCUGUCCCAGGCUGUGGCAUUUGGAAUAGCAUUGGGUAAAAUCAUGCGAAGGGCUGGUUUUCCUUAUUCCAAAGAAAAAGUCUUUCUAGAUGAAGAUGUUGCGUGUGUGGCGCUUUUGUGUGUGUUUAUUUAAAGUAACUUAUUUUUAUUAUUUUUUUCUGUUUGUUUUUGUCUGUACGCUUAUUUAAAUGAAUGUUGUUUAAGAGGUGAGGCUGCACUAAAAUUGAGCAGCACUUCAGCCUGAGAUGAGCUGCUGGUUCAUUGUACAGAAAUGGCCAUUUUUAGACUGUGCUGUUAACGAUGUGAAAAAAGGAGUUUAAACCUGAAUAUGUUUAUUACGAACUCAUGUGUUUAGCGUUCUACAUAGCAAAGAUAGUUUUAUAUUUGUCAGAUUAAUUUAUUGCCUUUUAUGUUUGUUUGUUUGUUUGUUUGUUUAUUUCAUGGAGUCGUUGUACAAUGUGUAAACUCUAACAGUAAAAUGACCAUUUUAAAAAGA